Messenger RNA from Sesamum indicum (sesame), 2092 nucleotides. Its product is annotated as phosphatidate cytidylyltransferase 3. NCBI's taxonomy places the organism in Eukaryota, Viridiplantae, Streptophyta, Magnoliopsida, Lamiales, Pedaliaceae. Gene Ontology annotation, molecular function: phosphatidate cytidylyltransferase activity. Gene Ontology annotation, cellular component: endoplasmic reticulum membrane. The record is from RefSeq and is a predicted model, not a curated record.
UAACAUGUGUGUAGACAUCUAAGCAUAGGGAGGGAGGGAAGCAGUCCCGCCUUUUGCGUAAACUUGUUGAUCCAGAAAAUUGAGCUUCAAUGUCUCUAUCAUCAUCGCCAAAAUUGAUCGUGCUUUUGCCAUCGCAUUUUCGUUCCGGAUGAAUCUCAUUGUAGCAAGUGUUGCGGUUUCGGAGUAUCAGAUAUUGGAGAAGCAAGUGGAGGGGAUAAACUGCGAGCAGGUUUAGUAUAACUCAUGAUGCCCUCUUCUUGAAUAUUACCUGAAUCACUUGAGCCAAUUUUAUGACAAAUCAUCAACAUGCUUUUGGGGCAUUGGAAGCCUAUUUAACUCCUGGGGGGUCUUUACAUAUGUUCUCGUCAACAAUUAUUUAGGUGGGGAGUGAAUAUGAAUAUGAUGCAGAAGCAACAUAGCCCACCUUUACCUUCAACACCUACCAAUCGAAUUCGUCAGCGUAGACGUGCCAAAUCGCUAGAGGUUCUUCCUGAUCCAAGCAAAUUAAAUGGAGGAAGCUUACUCGUCCAUGAUCAAAACAAAUAUAGAUCCAUGUGGAUUCGAACACAUUCCUCUUUAUGGAUGCUUGGAGGUUUCAUACUCAUUCUGUACUUGGGCCAUCUUUAUAUAUGCGCAAUGGUGGUUGUCAUCCAAAUAUUAAUGGCAUCCGAGCUUUUUCAGUUGCGUAGAAGAGUUCAUGAAGAUAAGCAGCUUCCUGGAUUUUGGCUUAUCAACUGGUAUUUUUUCUUUACAGCAAUGCUGUAUGUGUAUGGCCGCAUUCUCAGUCAACAUCUUGUCAAUACUGUAACAUCAGAUCAGUUCUUCUAUAGACUUGUGAACAGCCUUAUCAAGUAUCACAUGGUCAUUUGUUAUUUUCUAUACAUUGCAGGAAUGGUGUGGUUCAUUCUUACUCUGAAGAAGAAGAUGUACAAGUAUCAAUUUGGUCAGUAUGCAUGGACGCACAUGAUUCUUAUAGUGGUCUUCACGCAGUCUUCAUUCACUGUUGCUAAUAUUUUCGAAGGAAUUUUCUGGUUUGUCCUUCCGGCAUUUCUUAUAGCAACUAAUGAUGUGGCUGCAUACUUCUUUGGCUUCUUCUUUGGAAGAACACCUUUAAUCAAGCUAUCCCCUAAGAAGACAUGGGAGGGCUUUAUUGGAGGAUCUGUUGCUACCGUAGUGUCUGCAUUUCUGCUUGCAAAUAUUUUGGGCCAGUUUCAAUGGUUGACAUGCCCAAGAAAGGACCUAUCAACUGGUUGGCUUCAUUGCGAUCCUGGGCCACUUUUCAAGCCGGAGUAUUAUUUCUUUCCUAUAUGGCUUCCUGAAUGGAUACCUUGGAAGGGAGUGUCUGUUUUGCCAGUGCAGUGGCAUGCUUUAUGCCUAGGUUUGUUUGCAUCAAUUAUUGCACCUUUUGGAGGGUUUUUUGCUAGUGGUUUGAAGAGAGCUUUUAAGAUUAAGGAUUUUGGCGAUAGCAUUCCAGGGCAUGGUGGCUUUACAGAUCGAAUGGAUUGCCAGAUGGUGAUGGCUAUAUUUGCCUAUAUCUAUUUUCAAUCUUUUGUCCUCCCUCAGACCAACUCAGUAGAGAUGAUCUUGGAUCAGAUAGUAAGAAACCUGAGCUUUGAAGAGCAGGAAAGAUUAUACAUGAUGCUAGGUCAAAUAUUCAAAGGACAACAAUUUGUGCAUCCUUGAAGGCUGUCAACCAGAAUGUAAUCAACCCAUCAAGAGCUUUACCGUAGGAGAAAAAAGAACUUGUAUAAUUUGUAUGGGAUCCAGCAACCCUUCUUGGGUUGCAAUUUUCGUUGUUUCCUGCUUUCAUGAAGAAGAAAUGUAGCAUAGCAUCAAUGUCGAGCAGUGGGAUUGUGUAACUACUUCCUCAGCUGGCACUAGCUUUUUCCAGUUUCACCAACACUACCCCCAUAUGCAACCUCAUAAGAAGAGUUGAUUCCCUUAGUUCAAAUCAAGAAUUUCCAUAUCUCAAAUGCUUAUAGUUACCAAUGCCAGAAUGAGGAAACACCUUAAGUUUCUUUCAUGUAUUUAUGCCUCAUAGCUGGUGUAGUUUCCCUUCAGAAAAUCAUCCAUGGGGACUCUGGAUUGUGAU